UUCUGAAGUAUUACUACAGUACUUACUAACGUCACACACUUCCUUAUUGUGUUUCGCGGCUCUUGGUGAACUCUUAUUCGGUGGUAGAAAUACCACACCUGGGGUAGGGGGCGCAAUAUGCCCGUGUGAUGUAGUACUCCGCGUGAGUGUAAGUUACAUACAGUUGUGAGGACAUAAUUUAAAUACUACUGUUUUAGGGGGCCACUUGGACCUUUUGGGGACAUUUUUUUGAGAACCUCACAGCUGAGUGAGAGGAUGUUUUAAUUCAGGUUCAGGAUUUAGUCUGAAGUUAGAACUAGAAACAGUCAGAUUAGAUUAGGAUUAGACGUAGAUUCGUUUAUAAUAAUAAUAAUUGGGGUAAGGGGCUAGGAAAUGUACUAGGUCAAUGUGAAGAGCUCACAAAAAAAGAAAAAAGAAAACCGCGUGUGUGUGUGUCAUAUGCGCAGACGUCAUCUACGUACCUCCCUCUCCGUUAUCCCCCCGAUGACUCCCCUCUUUUACUCCUCCCUUCGUUCGCCUGUUCCUUCACUCGGCUGUCCUGCGGGCCAGAUCUCCACCUCUGCCCGGCCACACACUCACAGAGAACCCGCAGACUCCCGGUCAACCAGGAGGGGGGACAGAUUACACUGCAACACAUCGCGAGAGACAAGUCUGGACGUUUUGUUUUGAGGGUUUUUUUUUUAUUUUAUUUUUUUAUUUUUCCCGUGAGAACAUUUUCACUCGCGCUUUUGUAACUUUUCUGGGCGUUUCUCGUCCCACAAAUCUUUGCCCAAGCCGCGGGGGAAAAAACAACUUUGAAGACAAGGGGAAAAUGAUGAUAUCAGGCCGGAUAUCAGGACACUGGAGCUGCUGAUAAAAAAAACAAACUGCGCCUUUCUGAGCUGUAGCAGCGGGCUGGGCACACUCCUCUGAACCGUUAGUUCCAGGCUGCUGAGGUGGGACGAGGACGAGGACCGGACCGUGGAGGAGGAGGAGGAGGUUUAAAAACUUACAUCCACGUUAAAGAUUCUCCCUAAACUUGACUACGACGGGGAAAGACACCAAAAGAUGCUGACACAGCUCAGUGAGUGGUUCUGGCAGGAGCAGCUGUGGUUCCCUGAGGGUCUGGGCUGGGCCGACCUGGAGGACCGGGAUGGACGGGUGUACGCCAAAGCCAGCGAUUUGUGGGUGGCGUUACCGAUUGCCAUCUUGUUCCUCAUCAUCCGUCAGAUCUUCGAGAGGACGGUGGCUACACCUCUGGCCUCACUACUGGGGGUGAAGGAGACGGUACGACUCAAAGCCCCUCACAACCCAACACUGGAGUCCUACUACUGUAAAACCACCAAGAACCCCACACAGACUUCCAUACUGAGUCUCAGCAAGCAGACGGGCUGCUCUGAGCGACAGGUGCAGCGCUGGUUCAGACGACGGAGGAACCAGGACAGACCAAGUUUGCUCAAAAAAUUUCGAGAAGCCAGUUGGAGAUUUACCUUUUACCUUCUUGCUUUCAUUGCUGGCCUGGCCGCCCUCAUUGAUAAACCCUGGCUGUACGACCUGAAGGAGAUGUGGCAGGGCUUCCCUGUGCUGACUCUGCUGCCGUCACAGUACUGGUACUACAUGAUAGAGCUGGGGUUCUACAGCUCUCUGCUCUUCAGCGUGGCCUCGGACGUGAAGCGUAAAGACUUCAAGGAGCAGAUCGUCCACCACGUGGCCACCAUCCUCCUCAUCAGCUUCUCCUGGUGUGUGAACUACAUCCGUGCUGGAACUCUCAUCAUGCUCGUGCACGACUCCUCCGAUUACUUUCUGGAGUCUGCAAAGAUGUUCAACUAUGCUGGGUGGCGUAACGCCUGUAACUACAUCUUCAUCGUAUUUGCUGCAGUCUUCAUCGUCACUCGUCUCUUCAUCUUUCCAUUCCGUAUCAUCUACUGCACCUGGGUGUAUCCAGUCACCGUCUACAGGCCCUUUUUUGGCUACUACUUCUUCAACGGACUCCUGAUGACGCUGCAGUGUCUGCACAUCUUCUGGGCGGUCCUCAUCCUGCGUAUAGCAAUCCGCUUCCUCACCAACAAUGAAAAGGUGGACGACGAGAGGAGCGACAAGGAUGAAACGGAUGAAUCAGAAGACGAGGAGGAGGAAGAGAAGAAGAAGAUGGACGGUAAAGUGGUGAAAAAUGGACCGUUGCUGAACGGUUACGCGGUCCACAACAACAACCACAGGAAGACAGAAUGAACACGUCCGUAACGAAGGACAGUGACAAGGACUCCCAACAGUAUCCUGCUGUUUGGGGAGCGGAGGGGACAGACGGGUGAUCGGGAGGUACGGAGGGGGAAAGUCAUUCCCAACAA
Molecule: messenger RNA, 2324 nt
Organism: Cynoglossus semilaevis (tongue sole)
Lineage: Eukaryota; Metazoa; Chordata; Actinopteri; Pleuronectiformes; Cynoglossidae
Gene: cers2b
Product: ceramide synthase 2b
Exons: 11
Coding region: 1048-2208 (386 amino acids)
Biological process (GO): ceramide biosynthetic process
Cellular component (GO): membrane
Molecular function (GO): DNA binding; sphingosine N-acyltransferase activity
Source: RefSeq, a predicted model, not a curated record